AUGACAUCCAUCAACGACCUCGCAACCGCCGCCAUCGCCUCGUCCGCCGUCGAGCUGGCGAAGCGGCCGUCCGGCAAGACGACGCAGGUUAAGCUCCUGGAGCAGCGCUUUGUCGAGCUGGGGCGCAAGGUUAAGGUCAUGCGGUUUCCGGACCGGACCACCCCGAUUGGGGAAAUGAUCGACGGCUAUCUCAAGAGCCAGGUCGACAUGGACGACCACGUCAUCCACCUGCUCUUUAGUGCAAAUCGGUGGGAAGCAGUAAAAACAAUCACGUCCCUCCUCGCCUCGGGCACGACGGUCGUGUGCGACCGCUACUACCACAGCGGCAUCGUCUACAGCGCCGCCAAGGGCAACCCGGCCCUGACGCUGCCCUGGGCGCGCGCGCCCGAGGUCGGCCUGCCGCGCCCGGACCUGGUGCUGUUCCUGGACCUGGACGAGGGCCAGGCCCGCGCCCGCGGCGGCUGGGGCGGCGAGGCCUACGAGCGCGCCGGGAUGCAGCGCCGCGUCCGCGAGCUGUUUUGGGGCCUGAGCAUGGGCCGCGUGGAGCUGUCUGGGGAGGGGGCGUCGCCACAGACGGUGGCGGCGGUGGUGUCGGAGCUGCGGUUCCGGCAAGAAGAAGAAGAUUUGCACGUCGUCGACGCCAGCCCGUCGGUCGAGGACGUCGCCGAGGAAAUAUGGAAGGUCGUGAGGCCCCGCGUUGAGGCGGUCGAGAGGGGCGAGGUUGGGAGGACGGUCCGGAAGGUCUCGUAG
Gaeumannomyces tritici R3-111a-1 is the source of this 750-nucleotide messenger RNA. Its product is annotated as thymidylate kinase. The transcript has 4 exons. Gene Ontology annotation, molecular function: ATP binding; dTMP kinase activity. Gene Ontology annotation, cellular component: cytoplasm; nucleus; cytosol. Gene Ontology annotation, biological process: dUDP biosynthetic process; dTDP biosynthetic process; dTTP biosynthetic process. Lineage: Eukaryota; Fungi; Ascomycota; Sordariomycetes; Magnaporthales; Magnaporthaceae. Bases 1 to 750 code for a protein of 249 amino acids. The record is from RefSeq and is a predicted model, not a curated record.